This is a messenger RNA of Epinephelus lanceolatus (giant grouper), 2188 nucleotides long. RefSeq names its product ras-related protein Rab-11B-like. NCBI's taxonomy places the organism in Eukaryota, Metazoa, Chordata, Actinopteri, Perciformes, Serranidae. Gene Ontology annotation, molecular function: GTP binding; GTPase activity. The record is from RefSeq and is a predicted model, not a curated record.
UGCCUGUUAGCUACCGGUGGAGACUGGAGGAUUGUUGUUGUUGUGGGAAAGUACUUAAAAAGUACAAAAAGAGCCUCUAACAUGGGAAACCGAGACGAUGAGUACGACUAUUUGUUUAAAGUCGUACUAAUCGGAGACUCUGGAGUGGGAAAGAGUAACCUGCUGUCCCGUUUCACAAGAAAUGAGUUCAACUUGGAGAGCAAGAGCACCAUUGGGGUGGAGUUCGCCACCCGCAGCAUCCAGGUGGACGGCAAGACGAUAAAGGCUCAGAUUUGGGACACAGCUGGACAGGAGCGCUACAGAGCAAUCACCUCGGCGUAUUACAGGGGCGCAGUUGGAGCUCUUCUAGUUUACGACAUUGCCAAGCACCUGACAUAUGAGAAUGUCGAACGCUGGCUGAAGGAGCUGAGGGACCACGCUGACAACAACAUCGUCAUCAUGCUGGUUGGGAACAAGAGCGACCUCCGCCACCUCAGGGCGGUGCCCACUGAUGAGGCUCGAGCCUUCGCAGAAGGGAACACUCUCUCCUUUAUUGAGACCUCCGCCUUGGACUCCACUAAUGUAGAAGAAGCCUUUAAGAACAUCCUCACAGAAAUCUACCGUAUUGUAUCUCAGAAGCAAAUAUCGGACAGAUCUGCACACGACGAGUCUCCAGGCAACAACGUAGUGGACAUAAGCCUCCCCCCGACCACGGAAGGGCAGAGGGGAAACAAACUCCCCUGCUGCCAGAGCCUGUGACGCUCUUAUCUUCUUUUCCUGUUUUACUCUCCGUCGGUCUUUCCUGUCUUCGCCUCUGGUUUACUUCUGCUGUCAUCAUGAUACCCUCAUGAGUUCAGAAGUCUGUCACACCGAGACAUUCCUUUUUCGUCUUUGUUUUUUCUUCAUUUGUUUGUCUUCCUCUGAUUUCAGAAGAACCUCUCUGUACAAUAAUUUACAACCUCAGAGGAAGAGAGUAGAGCUCUUACGAGGUUGAUCUUGAAGCUGUAACAAACAUUUUCUUUAUAAUUGACCACCCUCCAUGGUCCCAUUGACCCGCUCCUGUUGAGGGAACGGUGAGGGACCAGUAGACCUGUGUAUCAGCGCUUCAGGCGGUUUCUACUCGCCUCCUUUUCUCUGCAACGAUACAGACUUUUGUCACAAUCUCCUACAGUGGAAUCCCAAUUUCAUGUCUGGUUGACCUGAUUCUGCCUAUCACGCAAUACGGGCGUAGAAGAGGAGACGAGAUGAAGGUACCACUGGAGCAUUGGUGUGUACUCUGCUCUGUCUGGAGUUUCUAUUUGCCUCUUUAAUUUUAAUUUUCCUCUCUGAGCCCUGCGCCCACUGUGGCAUGAAAUUAGCAUGAGCCAGGGACCAGACUGGCUGUGAUUGACUUAAUAUGGGCAAGUGGGAAACAAAUGAAGUGUUUUUAUUUGUGUGUGUGAAAGUGUGUGUGUUAAUCCUAAAGCACAAAGAUACCAAAGUUGACGGAUGCAAUCGUUAUCAGUUUUGGUUUUACUCGUUUUUUUUCCUCAAGGCUGCUAAGGUUGCAUUUCAUUGCUGUAUUUGGCAAACUAAUCCAGGCUAUUUGCAAAAGACGUGUUGUGCUAUAUCUCAAAAGCAAUGUUAUGAAUCGCGGUGUGUGAUUUGUUAUUUGUGUAAUAAUAGUGUCAGACUGGAUCGGGCCUCGUGUUCCUCUCUGGAGUCGGCUCAGGUCUUUUAACGGGCUGUCUGGAAAUGAAAAUCUCUUUUGCACUUAUGUCGGAUCAUUUCAGUGGAACAAAUCACUGUUUAUUUUUCAGAUGCACAACAUCUUUAUCGAGUAACAUUUUCCUGCUGGUUGAAAAAGGAAAAAACUGCACUAUAUGUGGUGUUUUUGUCUUAAACAGCAUCUUCCUGUCAUGUACUCAAUAACCCUUUGAUUUCAUUUGACUGUGACAUCUGUUAAAGGGAAGCGGAUAAAGAUGUGUGCUAUCUCAAAACAUUUCAAUGGUAAAUGAACCAAUUAAAAAUGCUCUUCAUGUAUCACUUGCACUCCAGCUGGUUGGGAAAGUGGAACUGAAAAUCAGAAAUGUAAAUUUCUCUAUGGUUGGCUGAGGUGCCCCCUUUUUCACUCACGUGGGCAAAAUGCUUUCAUCUGUGCAGACUUGUUUUGCUACUUUUGCAUCACACAGAAAAUACUGAAGCACAAAUAAACCUAAUCCACAUGACA